AUGAGCGAACUAGAAGUUGAACAAUUUGCUUUCCAAGCUGAAAUAUCUCAGCUUAUGAUUUUCCUUCGUGAAUUGAUUUCUAAUUGUUCCGAUGCUUUGGAUAAGAUCCGUUAUGAGUCACUUACUGAUCCUUCAAAACUUGAAACCGGUCGUGAUUUGUAUAUCAGAAUUAUUCCUGAUAAAGAACACAAUGUACUCAUCAUUCGAGAUACUGGUAUCGGUAUGACAAAGGCUGAUUUGGUAAAUAACCUUGGUACCAUCGCCCGUUCUGGUACAAAGGCUUUCAUGGAAGCUUUACAAUCCGGUGCCGAUAUAUCUAUGAUCGGUCAAUUUGGUGUGGGUUUCUAUUCCGCCUACUUAGUUGCUGACCGUGUGAGAGUCAUCACCAAACACAACGACGAUGAACAAUACAUUUGGGAAUCAGCUGCCGGUGGUUCAUUCACUAUCGCACGUGACACACAAAAUCCCCUACUUGGACGAGGCACAGAGAUUCAACUCUUCUUGAAGGAAGACCAACUUGAAUAUCUUGAAGAACGCAAGAUUAAGGAAAUCGUUAAAAAACAUUCGGAAUUCAUUGGUUAUCCAAUUCAACUUGUCGUCGAAAAGGAAGUUGAGAAAGAAGUUGAAGAUGAAGAGGAGGUCAAAGAAGGGGAAGACAAAGAGGUCAAAGAGGACGAAGAGGUCAAAGAAGGCGAAGAUCAGAAACCUAAAAUUGAGGAAGUAGAAGACGAAGAAGAAAAGAAGGAGAAGAAAACAAAGAAAAUUAAAGAGAAAACUAAGGAAACCGAGGAACUUAACAAGACAAAACCACUUUGGACUCGAAACCCCGAUGAUAUCACAAAUGAAGAAUAUGCUUCAUUCUAUAAGUCUCUUUCUAAUGAUUGGGAGGAUCAUUUGGCUGUCAAGCACUUCUCUGUUGAAGGUCAACUUGAAUUCCGUGCAAUCCUCUUCGUUCCUCGUCGUGCUCCAUUCGAUCUCUUCGAGACAAAGAAGAAACGUAACAAUAUCAAAUUAUAUGUUCGUCGCGUCUUUAUUAUGGAUGAUUGUGAAGAUUUGAUUCCGGAAUACCUCAACUUCGUUAAGGGUAUUGUGGAUUCCGAGGAUUUACCUCUCAACAUUUCUCGUGAAAUGCUUCAACAAAAUAAGAUCCUUAAAGUGAUUCGUAAGAACAUAGUAAAGAAAUGUAUGGAACUCUUCUCAGAAAUUAGUGAAGAUAAAGACAACUUUAACAAGUUUUAUGAAGCCUUUGCAAAGAAUAUCAAACUCGGUAUCCACGAAGACUCUCAAAACCGCGCUAAACUAGCAGAAUUCCUUCGGUACCAUUCAACAAAAUCUGGAGAUGAAUUAACAUCUCUUAAAGAUUAUGUUACUCGAAUGCCAGAAAAACAAAAAGACAUUUACUACAUUACCGGUGAAAACCGUCAAGCUGUAGAGAAUUCACCUUUUGUUGAAGUGCUUAAGAAGAGAGGUUAUGAAGUUUUGCUAAUGACCGAUCCUAUUGACGAAUAUUCUGUAUCACAACUUAAAGAAUAUGAUGGUAAGAAAUUAGUCUGUAUUACUAAAGAAGGCCUGGAACUUGAUGAAGACGAAGAGGAGAAAAAGCAACGCGAAGAAGAAACUAAACAGUACGAGGAACUAUGUAAACAAAUCAAAGAAAUUCUCGGAGAUAAAGUUGAGAAGGUCCUUGUUUCAAAUCGUAUCUCGGAAUCACCCUGUGUUCUCGUCACGGGUCAAUAUGGUUGGUCUGCCAACUUUGAACGUAUUAUGAAAGCUCAGGCGUUGCGAGAUUCAAGCAUGGCUUCUUAUAUGGCUUCCAAGAAAAUUAUGGAAAUCAAUCCUCGCCAUCCAAUUGUCAAGUCACUUAAAAAUAAAGUAGAGGUUGACAAGAAUGAUAAAACCGUUAAAGAUCUCACAUGGCUUCUUUUCGAAACCUCACUUUUACAAUCUGGUUUUACUUUGGACGAACCAUCAUCAUUUGCUGGAAGAAUUUUCAAGAUGAUCAAGCUUGGUCUUGAUAUUGGCAGUGACGAAACCGAAGCAAUGGAAACUGAAGAAAUUCCAACUCUAGUUGACUCUUCCGCUGCGGAAGCUUCUCAAAUGGAAGAAGUUGAUUAA
This is a messenger RNA of Funneliformis caledonium, 2115 nucleotides long. Lineage: Eukaryota; Fungi; Glomeromycota; Glomeromycetes; Glomerales; Glomeraceae. The record is from the annotation of a GenBank genome assembly.